UGCCUAUAUAAGCCGGCGGAGGGAGGCUGGUGGAUCAGUGGUAGCGAGGCAGCAGUGGAAGCAAGCAGUGCGCGAGUGAGUGUUGCAACAUGGCGGCGAAAGACUACGUGAGGUCGGCGUUAAUUUUCAGUGCCCUUGUGGUGGUUGUGGCUGGCAGGGUAACAAAUCCAAAGUCAUACACCGAUACCUUUCUUGCCCUUCCACAAGUGUGUCGCGACCAUGAAUUCCUGUGUGACGGAAACAGAUGUCUGCCCAAGAGGUGGAUGUGUGACGGAGACCCAGAUUGUGAGGACGGCGAGGACGAGAAGACCAAGAACUGCGAGGCUGUAAGGAGCAAACAGUCCAGGGAGUGUGUUACUGAUGAGUUUACAUGCAACAACACACAGUGCAUUCCCAACAACUGGAAAUGUGACGGACACGAUGACUGUGGCGAUGGCUCAGAUGAAGUGGCGGAAGUGUGUGCCACGUGUGCGAGUGGGGAGUUCAAGUGUGUGAGUGACGGCCAGUGUGUGUCUGGGGAUUACGUGUGCAACAAGAUGGAGGACUGUGAAGAUGGGUCUGAUGAGGCGGAUUGUCCAGAGGAGACCACUGAGGCGCCCUCCCCUGACCAUUUCUACUGUGAGAACGGCCGCCGCAUCCCUUACCGCUGGAAGUGUGACGGGAGUGAUGACUGCAUGGACGGUUCAGACGAGAGGCAUUGCAGUAGGACUCAAACAGGCACACUUCCCUCACUCUGCCUGGCCGGGGAGGUGCAGUGUGGCCUCACGUGCAUACUACAGAACUGGGUGUGUGACGGCAAGGCGGACUGCGAGGAUGGGACAGAUGAAAGGGACUGCCCCGCCCAGUGUCCUGAGGGUCAGUUCAAGUGCGCCAAUGCAGGCUGUAUCCCGGCGGAGAGAAGGUGUGAUGGCUCCGCGCAGUGCAUGGACAACUCAGAUGAACAGGACUGUGAUCUACAGACGACCCCCACCCCGAGGAGCAACGACACGUGUAACCCAGAGAGCCAGUUCUCCUGUGGGGACGGCAAGUGCAUCCCGAAGCAGCGCAUGUGUGACGGCAUCAAUGACUGCAGUAAGGGCGAGGAUGAGUUGGUGCAGCUGUGUGGCAUUGACGAGUGCCGGGAGAAGAACGGCGGGUGUGAGCACCUUUGCGUCAACACUCGGGAGUCGUACUACUGCCAGUGCCGGCCGGGUUACAGACUCGCCAGAAAGUUUAACUGUGAAGACAUUGAUGAGUGUCUGGAGGCGCCCGGAUCCUGCUCCCAGAAGUGCACUAACACCAUUGGGGGCUUCCACUGCUCCUGUCAGCCUGGCUAUCGCCGUGAUCCUUCCAACUACACACGCUGCAAGGCUGAUUCUGGCGACCCUUACCUCAUCUUCUCCCACAGCUACGACAUUCGGAUCCUGAGACUAAGGGACGGAGAACUGACCACCCUCGUCAAGGAUGCCAGGAGAGCCACCGCCUUCGACUUCCAGUACAAAACCAACCAGAUCAUUUGGUGCGACAACAAGGACAAGAAGAUCAAGAGAGCCCACAUGAGCAGCCCAGAGACUCCUGAGGUGUUGGUGGAGAAGGAUGAGAUGACAGUGGAUGGUCUUGCAGUCGACUGGAUACAUGGAAACAUUUACUACACAGACAUCGCGGCUAACAAGAUCCAGAUGAUUUCCUGGGACGGCCGCUGGACUCGCACCAUUGUGACUGAUAAGCUGGACCUUCCUCGCGCCAUUGCCGUGAAUCCCGUUGAUGGGUACGUGUACUGGACUGACUGGGGAAAUGCACCCAAGAUUGAACGCUCUGGUCUUGAUGGCAAUGAAAGAACCCCUCUUAUCAUCGCUCCUGAUGUGCACUGGCCCAACGGCAUCACUGUGGACUACACCAACAAGAAGCUGUACUGGUGUGACGGCUACCUCAACAAGAUCAAGAUGUCUAAUAUGGAUGGAUCAGGAGUCGAGACUGUGCUGUACUCGUCUGAGGUGCUUCGCCUGCCCUACUCAGUGUCAGUGUUUGAGGACAGGCUGUACUGGGUGGAUUGGUCUGAGAUUGGACUCUUCAGUGCUGACAAGUUCAACGGAGACAAUAUUCAGCACGUGUCUGCCGGCCACCUGCUGGAAGCGCCUCGAGUCGUCCAUGUUUACCACCAGUACCGGCAACCAUCGGGGGAGAACGUGUGUGAGGCCCACAGGUGCAGCCACUUCUGUGUCCGCACCUCUCAGGGACAACCUAUGUGUAUCUGUGCCGACGGCUUCUCAAUCUCCCUUGACGGAACCACUUGUAUUAACGAUACCACUGUUAUCGUGUCCCCUGGCGGUAACAACGAGGAUACAGCAAUGGUAGAUACUUUGCCUGAAGGACUCCUCCCAUCGGCAGUGUUUGGUCCGCCCAGCAGCAGCAGUAAUCAGGAGAAGACGGUCAUUGAAGUGUCGAGUCCCCAGGCUGGCAUGGUGCUGGGUGUUGUGCUGGGAUCCCUCGUAGUUCUUGGCCUUGCUGUUGGGAUGUUUGUUGGGUUCCUGAAGAUGCGUCGACGGGUUAUCAUCCACACUCGCUUCCCCAACCCAGUGUACCGCAAGACCACAGGCAUUGAGGAGGACGGGAGCGGCUACACCAUUGAGCAGGAUGGCAUUAUAUUCCUCCCGCAGGAGUAUGACUACAGCGAUGCUCAGAAUAAAGUGUUGAUUGACCAUGAUGAUUCAGUGCUACUAACACCAAAGAAGUGAGGGAAGUGGAGGUGCAGCCCUUUGGAUUGAGCGUGCAAGACAUACAACAGAGACCAGACUAGUACUGUCGAUGUGGCCAAAGGGACAGGAGGAGGAAGGGGAUUCUCGAUGUACCAAAGAAGUUCUGAAGGUUGGCCACAAAUCUUCUUUACUGGUGUAGUGUAUUUUAUAGACCAUUUGUAGAGUGGGUGGAUAAAUUUGUAGAUUCUGUAGACAGAUUUGUAGAUGUGAAGUGGGUGAAGUUUUUUGCAAUGCCUUAUUUAUACCCGCAAAAGACAGUGAUAUGUAGAAGUUGUGCAUAGGAUUGUGAUAUGAAUGUACAGUGUACAUAUGUAUAUAGUAUUUAAAAGAGGAAAGUGUUGACCAAGAGAGGAAAGUAACCUCUUGGGACAUGAAUCCUCUGAUCAUCACUCAUCAUUCCUAUCACCCAUCAUGAUCGUUUACGUGUUAAGGACCAAAUGACCAAUGUAUUUACUCCAUGCUGGAAUUCACCAUGGAGAUCACGUCAGAGACACGUUGUGAAGAUAAUGUUACUUGUUACGAGAGGCUGUUUUUGUAGUGACGGGCUGUAACGAGCAUGCUGGCUAGUCAUACAUCAAAAGUACGUCUGUAGAUGUCUUGCGGCCAUGUCAUGAUAGUAGAUUAGUAAGUAGUCCUUAAGAGUAGUAGUGGAGUGUUUCUGUUCCUCUUGCAAGGUGUGAUGGACACAUAAGGACAGUGUUACACGUGGCUUUGUGACACGGCAAGAAACAGUGAUCAGAAGAGCCUGUUCCUUGUUGUGUAUCUCAAGUAUAGAUCACAAAUGUAUCUUUUUUUUCUUUAAUCUGAGGUAAAGCACAAAGGUAUUGUUAAGUGUUUCCUAAGAUGAUGUGACACACUGGUGGCAAAUGUGAGUCUUUCAAUGCAUUACUUAAUUUAUGUUUCUGGCCAGUGUCUUGUCACAUGCUCCAGUUUUUUUAUUACUUGUAUUUAUUUUUUAUACCUAGUGAUAUGAUAGCUUGUGAAUGAUACUUCUAUAUAUUUCUAAUGGCAACACAAUAUCUAUUGAUAUAAUAAAAUGCAUAAUGUAUCAA
Messenger RNA from Scylla paramamosain (green mud crab), 3787 nucleotides. RefSeq names its product very low-density lipoprotein receptor-like. The transcript has 17 exons. Gene Ontology annotation, molecular function: hormone binding; calcium ion binding; protein binding. The coding region runs from base 90 to 2714 and encodes 874 amino acids. Gene Ontology annotation, biological process: receptor-mediated endocytosis. The record is from RefSeq and is a predicted model, not a curated record. Gene Ontology annotation, cellular component: plasma membrane; apical plasma membrane; signaling receptor complex. Lineage: Eukaryota; Metazoa; Arthropoda; Malacostraca; Decapoda; Portunidae.